CAUCGCCAGGUAGCUCGUAGUGUCUUCAUGUGUGCUUUGAGUGGCUCUAUAUGUUUUUUUGCCCUCUCAUUCUAGGUAAGAACUAAGAUACAACGGGCAGCGAAGAAAUACCUCUAUGAUGCUAUGCGUCAUCAUCACACAACUCUCCGCUAUAAUAUGUCAGCGAUCCUGUUGUGCUCUAGGUCGCUUGCCGCUGUCCUAAGGGAGUACCACUGCACAAGCUCAUCUUCGUGGAUGAGACUCCGCGAGAAUGCAGUGCCCGAUUCUUGGAAUCUUGUCGGAGAUGUACUGUUGCACAUGUCUACAAAGCAUGAGCUCCGUGUCGUGGAAGGUGUUUGUGCUUGUGCAUCGAUACACAAAUGGUGCCGCAAACGGAAGUAACGCAGGCCACAGAAACGUGACUGACUUUGUGAGGGUUAAAAGCCGACACUCUUCUCUCCUACACUUCUCUCAUCUUCUUUACUUUCCACUCAAUCUUGACAUCUUGUCCACUUCAUA
Suillus clintonianus is the source of this 498-nucleotide messenger RNA. RefSeq lists its product as uncharacterized. The record is from RefSeq and is a predicted model, not a curated record. The coding region runs from base 124 to 381 and encodes 85 amino acids. NCBI's taxonomy places the organism in Eukaryota, Fungi, Basidiomycota, Agaricomycetes, Boletales, Suillaceae. The transcript has 5 exons.